UAGACAACCGGAGGGACGGCGAUAAUAUUUCAUACUGUGGACAGAGCGGUCCUGAUAGUAUCCUGCAGUAUAAACACGCUCCUCCGUAGUAGACUUCAAAUUGGACUAAAGAGCCAAAGGAGUAGCCCAUAAUUUAACUUCUGGAUACAUUUCUGUCUCUCCCCCUCUCUCCACAUUUCCUCCUCUCUCUCCUUUCGCGGAUCUAGUCGGAUCCAGUCUGGGUGAAGCGGACUUCUUGGUGCGAGAUAAUCGGCAGAUGAUGUGAGUUAAUAAGGCGAGAUGCGGGGUUGACAAACUCAGACGCGCUCCUCUCCAGCGACGGCAGGUGCGCAACAAGUGAGCGUGAGGAGAACGAGACUGGGGGAGACAGACAGAAUAAAGGAAGUAACGGGAGGGAGAGGCGGAAAGUAAACGGAGAAGGAAGGAGAUAAAGCAGAACCACUUCUGGUUCUCGCUAUGGAUACGGUGCAGAGCGCACAGGUCACCGACAUGGGAGGAGAGCACUCCGCCGGGGUGUGCUUGGUGGAGCGGGAGCGGGGCGAGGUGUCCAGCCCAUGUCCACCGGCCAAGCAACGCUCCCUGCGGGUGGUGUACGUCCUGAACGACGGGCUGAAGUCGGUGAUGGCCAGCAGCCCGGAGUCCGGAGCGCUGCAGUGCCUACAGAGAGCCUGCGACUCGGAGAGCGCGCUGCUCACCACUGUCACCUUCGGACGGCUGGACUUUGGAGAAACAUCAGUUCUGGACAGUUUCUACGAUGCAGACAUUGCGGUUGUGGACAUGAGUGAUGUGUUUCGGCAGCCCUCCUUGUUUUACCAUCUGGGUGUGAGGGAGAGCUUCGACAUGGCCAACAACGUCAUCCUCUACCACGACACUGACCCGGACACUGCCCAGUCACUGAAGGACAUGGUGGUACAGAAAAACACAGCUACUCGUCCUCCAGCAUUAGGUUUCCCCUGGGUUCAGUUGCCACCAGAGUACAGAGGCUCUGGAUUGCACAAUAAAGCAUCCAGUGGUAACUACUACUUCAUCCCCUACAUAGUGACUCCUAACCAUGAGUACAUGUGCUGUGAGAGUGACGCCCAGCGCAGGGCCAGUGAGUACAUGCAGCCCAGCUGGGACAACUUGCUGGGGCCGCUCUGCGUUCCAUUGACUGACCGCUUCACCAGCCUGCUGAAGGACAUCCACGUCACAUCCAGUGCUUCUUUUAAGGACACCCUGCUAAAUGACAUUAGGAAGGCCAGAGAGAAGUACCAGGGAGAGGAGCUGGCCAAGGAGCUUUCCCGCAUCAAACUCCGAAUCGACAACACGGAAGUCCUCACUCAGGACAUCGUCAUGAACCUGCUGUUUUCUUACAGAGACAUACAGGAUUACGAUGCCAUGGUGAAGCUGGUAGAGACUCUGGAGAUGCUGCCGACUUGUGAUCUGGCCACGCAGCCCAUGAUCCAGUUCCACUACGCCUUUGCCCUCAACAGGAGGAACAGUCCUGGUGACAGGGAGCAGGCUCUCAGAGUGAUGCUGCAAGUAUUGCAGUCGUGCGAACAUCCAGCACCGGACAUGUUCUGUCUCUGUGGACGGAUAUACAAGGACAUCUUCCUGGACUCAGACUGCAAAGAUACCAAAAAUAGGGUCAAUGCUAUACAGUGGUACAGAAAGGGUUUUGAGCUGCAGCCAACUCUCUACUCUGGUAUCAACCUGGCUGUCCUGCUCAUAGUUUCUGGCCAACAGUUUGAGAGCUCCAUUGAACUGAGAAAAAUAGGUGUGAGGUUGAACAGUCUGCUGGGGCGCAAAGGUUCCCUGGAGAAAAUGAACAACUACUGGGACGUAGGCCAGUUCUUUACCGUUAGCAUGCUAGCUAACGACAUCCCUAAAGCUACUCAGGCUGCUGAGAAGCUCUUCAAACUCAAGCCACCUCUUUGGUAUUUGCGGUCUGUGGUGCAAAACCUGCAGCUGAUCCAGAGGUUUAAGAAGCAGACGGUGGAACAUUCUCCCCAGCGGGAGAGGCUCAACUUCUGGAUGGACAUCAUCGUGGAGGCCACGCAGGGAACCACCAAUCGACUGCGGUUUCCAGUGUUGAUUCUGGAGCCAACUAAAGUUUACCAGCCGUCCUAUGUGUCCAUUAACAAUGAGGCUGAAGAGAAGAAUGUCUCUAUUUGGCAUGUUUCUCCUCCUGAAAUGAAAGGGAUCCAUGAGUGGAACUUCACAGCAAUGUCCAUCAAAGGCAUUAGCAUCAGUAAGUUUGAUGAGCGGUGCUGCUUCCUCUACGUCCAUGAUAACUCAGACGACUUCCAGAUCUACUUCUCCACUGAGGAACAGUGCGGUCGGUUCUGUUCCAUGGUUAAAGAGAUGAUAUCUGAUGGUACGGGGAACGCUGUGGAGCUGGAGGGGGAAGGAGACGGAGAUACACUGGAGUAUGAGUAUGACACCAAUGAGACAGGUGACAGGGUGGUGUUGGGGCGGGGCACCUAUGGAGUGGUGUACGCCGGGAGAGACGUCAGCAACCAGGUCCGAAUUGCCAUCAAAGAGAUCCCUGAGAGAGACAGCAGGUACUCCCAGCCCCUUCAUGAAGAGAUUGCCCUUCACAAGUACCUGAAGCACAGGAACAUUGUUCAGUACUUGGGCUCGGUUUCCGAGAACGGAUACAUCAAGAUCUUCAUGGAACAAGUGCCUGGAGGAAGCCUGUCUGUGCUGCUGCGGUCUAAAUGGGGUCCGCUGAAGGAGGCGACUAUAAUCUUCUACACCAGACAGAUCCUGGAGGGGCUCCGAUACCUGCAUGAGAACCAGAUCGUCCACCGAGAUAUCAAGGGUGAUAAUGUGUUGGUGAACACCUACAGUGGUGUCUUGAAGAUCUCAGACUUUGGUACCUCGAAGAGGUUGGCAGGAGUCAACCCCUGCACCGAGACAUUCACCGGUACUCUGCAGUACAUGGCUCCAGAAAUCAUUGAUAAGGGCCCUCGAGGGUAUGGGGCCCCGGCUGACAUCUGGUCCCUGGGAUGCACCAUUAUAGAAAUGGCCACUGGAAAGCCUCCCUUUCAUGAACUGGGAGAACCACAGGCGGCCAUGUUUAAGGUGGGCAUGUUUAAGAUCCACCCAGAGAUCCCUGAGUCCUUGUCUUUGGAGGCCAAGUCGUUCAUCUUGCGCUGCUUUGAGCCGGACCCUCACAAGAGAGCCAUCACCUCGGACCUCCUCAAAGAUACUUUUGUCAAACACAACGCCAAGGGCAAGAAGAGCAAGAUCGCCUUCAAACCAUCAGACUACAUACACAGCGUUUCGCUGCCGGUGCAGUUGCAGUUUGAGGCCACCGGGAGCAGCAGCAGUGAACACGGCUCCGUGAGCCCAGACUGCGACUCCAAACAUGAUGUUUUCUUCCAGAAGAAGAAAAGCUCUGGCUCCGAGAACCUGCUCAAACCCACCAACUCCAACUAUUUGAGUGUUCCAGAUGAGGGUUCAGUGUCGGAGGACCGCAGUGUCCCCCCCUCCCCUGAGGACAGGGACGGCGGUCUGUUCCUGCUGAAGAAGGACAGCGAGAGACGGGCCAUUCUGUUCAAGGUCCUCAAUGACGACCAGGCAAAAGUCAUCUCCAACCUCAAGGAGAAUUACAUCCAGGGCAGUGAAGAGCUCCAGCUGUCCGUCGAACACAUCAAGCAGAUCAUCUGCAUCCUUCGAGACUUCAUCCAUUCCCCAGAGCGGCGUAUCAUGGCGGCCACCAUCUCCAAGCUCAAGCUGGACCUGGACUUCGACUCCACCUCCAUUAACCAGAUACAGCUGGUGCUCUUUGGAUUCCAGGACUCGGUGAACAAAGUCCUGAGGAACCAUCACAUUAAACCCCACUGGAUGUUUGCUAUGGAUAACAUCAUCCGCCGAGCUGUGCAGGCUGCAAUCACCAUCCUCAUACCAGAGCUGCAGACCCACUUCGGCCCGGCGUCAGAGUGUGAGGGAGCAGAGAAGGAAGACGAAGUGGAUGAAGAGGAAGUAGAGUUUGGUCCUGUUUUAGCUCCUCAAGCUGAUGACCCUGUGCCGACCGCUGACCCCACCCACUCUGCGGCCAGCACGCUAAACUCCGCCCACUCCAAGGAGCAUCAGCGUUCGCAUCAUCCACUGGGUGCGCAGCUGGGGCGGCUCAAACAGGAGACCAACAGGCUGCUGGAGGAGCUGCUGCAAAAGGAGAAAGAGUACCAGCAGGUCCUGAAGGCCACACUGCAGCAGAGAGCACACGACCUGGAGCUGGUCAGACUCAGACACAGACAACCAGACAUUUCACCUCCCUCCAUCUUUCACAUCCCAGCAGAUCACGAGCCGGACAAGAAGCUCACUGAUUGGCUGAAAGAGCAGGGGGCAGACACUGACACCAUAGAUAAGUUCGUGCUGGAGGAAUACACACUGACCGACAUUCUCAAUGACAUCACCAAAGAUGACCUCCAGUGUCUACGUCUACGGGGCGGCGUCAUCUGCCGCAUCUGGCGGGCCAUCCAGCGGCACCGAGAGCGAGAGAGGCUGAGGGGCGACGAACGCUCGAAAGAGGAUGCAUGAUGGGAUACAUGGACUACAACUCUGGAGGACUCUGUUUGCCAGAAAACACGCACACAUCUGCACACUACCAGCCUUGCAUGGCGCUCCUUUCUAUUUCUCUCCACGGUGCCUUUUCAUGUUGUAGUCUGUGUCGUACAGUACUGAAUCUUUGUUUGACUGUACAUCUUCACAGUGUCAGACUUGACCAGACCAAAUGUGUAAUUAAAUGUGUAUUUGUGCCACAAUGUGUUUGUGCUUGAAAAUCUUCAGAGAAAAAUGGCCAGCAUACCGGCGGUAAAUUUGUGUGGGCAGAAUGGGCUGCACUCUAGUCGCAAAUUUUUUUUUUUGAUCGGCCCAUAAUGAGAAGAGAGAUCACAUCAUUGGCCCACUUGUGUGUCCUUCAUCUUAAAACUGGCCAUUCACAUCCUUGGUCUUUGACUGACUGGCCCACAGAGAGGAGAGAGAUCACAUGAUUGGCCCACUGGUUUGUCUCUCAUCUGAAAACUUGCCAAUCAUAUCCCACUAUGGCCCACUUCCAUCCUAUCAUAGGCAGGGAGCACAUUUAAGUCCCGCCCCGACUGGCGGCGAAAAUAACUCCACCAAGUACCAGUUCGGUUGACGGUAGCUAGCAAAAAACACAAGAUUUAAGCAUGUCAAACGAUUAUUUUAGCACCCUUUGUCUACCGGAGGCAAAAUUACGAAUCCCAUUAUGGCCACGCCAAGACCCGCCCUACGAAGCAGCCUGAUUGGUUGGGGUUAGGCAUUUGACCUCGAGUGGUUAAGGUUAGGGUUAGGGGAUUGGUCAGGGGAUAGGACAUGUGCAUAUAAGCAUGGAUGCCUGGCCAAUAGUAGUGUGUGAAUGCUAUUGAAGGUCGGGUCUUGGCCUGGCCAUAAUGGGAAAAAGAAUAUCUCCUACCGGAGAGAGGACAAGUUAAGUUAGCUAUUAGUAAGCUUAUGUUAGUUAUGUGUUAGAAAGCCAAGGCACUUGCAAAUAUAAUACUAUAGCUUUCUGAUUUAUCCACAUUCCACAAUAACACAAGUUGCAAAUGUUAGCUACUGUGUACAAAAUGCAGCUUUAGCUUAACUUACAGACUUGUCACUUGUUUACUAUACAAUAUAUAUUGAUGAUACCCAUGCUCUACCCUCAAACUUUAGCCAUCUUAGCAUCAGGACCCAGGCAGCCUAUUUGACUCAGUGAGUACACUACUAUACUCUCUUACUUACCACUCAGCUAAGUACGAGUAUUAGGGGCUGGUAUGCGGGGUUCACAAUUAACUUUUUGUCCACCAGCCAAGUGGCUAGUGAAGCCAAUUUUACUUUUUUUUUGGCUGGUGAGUCAAGCAAAUCUAGCAGCCACUUGGGGUUCAACAUUAGCACCAUUUACCAGCCAAAUAAAAUGAUGGUAAAUGGUGCUAAUUUUGAACCCUGCUUGUAUGUACAUGUGUACAAGGGGGAGUGCAGGGACUGUUGGUGUCCGGUCGAUUGUGGUGGGCUGGUCUGGGUCUCAAAAGUCCAGGGCUGUUUUUUUUUUUCCCUAGUCCAGCCCUGGUAUGUGGUAUCAAAACUUCCAUAAAAACCUUGAAAACUGCUCCUGAAGCAUAAUCUGUUCAGUGGUGUUCAAUGAAAGAUAUAUGAACAUAAUUUUGACAAAAUGUGGUUGCAUUGCUUCCGUCUUAACCCUCACCCAUGACCCUGUUUAACUUGUAUGUACAUUGCUUUCCUUGUCUUGUGUCUCCAUCAGUCUGAACUGCUCUAUCCUUCCUCAUACUGAGCAUAUAGAUGAACAGCAGAAAGUUGAUUAUGCUGCAGGAGUGGAUUGACAAGUUUCAAGAAGACAAGUAAAGAAGCAAAGUCUAUCUCCAACUCUCUAUCUGUAAUGUAACAUACUUAUUCAUAUAAAUUGUUUGCCAAUUCCAUUCAUCCCCCCCAAAAAAGACAUUAAUUCUAAUCUAUCUGGCAGCCCCUUGUUUUUUAGCCAAAUUGCAAAUUCAAUGUAUAACAAGAAAAAGGCCUUAAACCGGUGUAGUUUCAGGUUGAGUAUUUUCCUAAUUUACGAGAUAAUUAUUCCAAAAAUGUAAAAAAAAAAAGAUGGAA
Molecule: messenger RNA, 6600 nt
Organism: Perca fluviatilis (European perch)
Lineage: Eukaryota; Metazoa; Chordata; Actinopteri; Perciformes; Percidae
Gene: map3k15
Product: mitogen-activated protein kinase kinase kinase 15
Exons: 30
Coding region: 457-4527 (1356 amino acids)
Biological process (GO): protein phosphorylation; MAPK cascade; cellular response to stress
Molecular function (GO): ATP binding; MAP kinase kinase kinase activity
Source: RefSeq, a predicted model, not a curated record